Messenger RNA from Acanthochromis polyacanthus (spiny chromis), 2780 nucleotides. RefSeq lists its product as uncharacterized. Lineage: Eukaryota; Metazoa; Chordata; Actinopteri; Pomacentridae. The record is from RefSeq and is a predicted model, not a curated record. The transcript is spliced from 2 exons. The coding region runs from base 78 to 1484 and encodes 468 amino acids.
CUGCAGGUUGCUGCUUCCUGAUUGGCUGAGCCGCUGACUGAAGCAGGAAGAGGAGGAGCUUCAGAGCUUCAGGAAACAUGGCAGAGAGCAUCGCGGGACUUCCUGGUUCGGUCCAGGCGUUGCUCUGCAGCGCUGCCGCCGGUUUCGUGUUCGGAGAAGCUGCUUCGUUUGCGGCUGAACCUGCUCUGACCGCUGACGGCGUCCUGCUGAGCGCCGCCACGCUGGCCGCCGGUCGGACCGGAUCCACGGGGGUCACGGUGGUGUCGGCCUGCCUCGUCUUCACCUCGGCGCUCCUCUCUCUGGGCAGCGGCUUCCUGCUGGCCGCCGUGACGAUGAAGCUGCUGGGUACAGCCGGGGUCAGGCUGCCGUGGUUACCGGAGCUCCUGACCGGAGCCUCGGUGGUUCUGGGUGCCGUGGUAACCGGAGCGCUGGCCGGCCUCCUCCCUCCGUGGAUCUACAUCGGAGCCCAGGCUGCUCUGGUCCUGCUGGUCUACUCCUACUCCAACAUCAGCGACAUGACCACGGCGCUGCUCAUCAUCUUCACCACGCUCUUCCUCAGCGUCGCCUACGGCCGCAUGGGGCUCAUCUUCGGACUGCUGCUGAUGGUUCUGACCACCGCCGUGCUCCUGGUUCUUCGUAGGACCUUCACAAAGCGUCCCACCAGGAGACCUGCGGCCAAAGGAGGCUGCAAGCUGCUGGAGAGGAUCGUCUUCUAUGCGGUGUUUGUGGGGAUCCUGGGCUUCUUCGUGGGUCUGGGGGCCGGCCAGGCGGGAGACGGGUCAGAACCGGAGGUGGUUCUGAUGCUGCACUCGGUGCUGUGGGUGGCGUUCCUGUCGGCGGGGCUGCUGGGGGCCGGACUGGGGACGGUGGCCAUGGUUUCUCUGGGUCCGGCUGCGGCUCUGAAGGUGUCGGUCGGAGCUGCUGUUCUGGUGUCGGCCGCCCUGAGGCUCGUCCUGCUCUGGAGCUCGUCUCUGGAGGCCCGGAGCUGCACCGGAGCUGCUCUGGGGGCGGCUGCAGCUGCGGGGGUGUCUCUGGGAGCCGCAAGCGUCGCAUCAAAACUCGCAUUCGGGUCCAGAAAUUCGACCUUAGCAGCUUUGGGUUCGGUAGCAGCCGGGGUGGUCGUUGCCAUGAAGGUGGUGGCGCUGAAGGCGACCCCGCUGACCUCAGAACUGAUCACCGUCAGUCUUGUUGCUGCGGGGGCGUUUGUUCUGGGCGCACCGAAGAGCCCGUUCAACACCCAGGUGAACCUGCAGCAGGGCCUCCUCACGGGGACGGAGCUCAUUAAAGGCAUCGGCAUGGAGACGGUCACCGCGGCAGCAGCGCCGAUCGGAGCCGGGGCGCUGGGGGCGGCGGCGCUGGGCACCGCGGCUCUGGGGAGGCUGGGAACGCUGGGAGUUGUGGUGGCCAUUGUGCUGGCUCUGGGAAGCGCUCUGAGCGGGAUGAUUGGAAAAUCACCAGCGACAACACAAGAACACACAGACUGAGUUCACAUGGUCCCCAAAUAAACAAGAAACGGGAAGGAGACGGAACGACAGGAACAUCACUGAAAGCUCCUUUUGCUUCUUUUUACAGUCAAAAACAAACACUUUAGAAACACAAUAUUGAAAGUUCAGAAGCAACCAAAGUGAAUCCAGCUGUGAAAUCACUGAACAUAGUCCAAUCAAAACCACAGAGUUUAAAGUCAACACCAGAAAGUCCAAAAUGACUCCAGACGUGUCCAAAAUAACAUAAAAUCACUUAAAAUUGAUCAAAGCUGACUCCAAACCUGUCCAACACUAGUUAGAAAAUAUCAAGAAUGACUCAAAAACAGUCCAAAACAACCCAAAAUUUGCACAAAGAGAGUCAAAUUAUGUCCCAAAUUACUAAAAAUCAUCGAAAAAGGCUCAAAAAAUGGUCCAAAAUCAGCCGAACCGCAUGAAGCUGGUUCUAAACUGAGCUGUGAACAGAACCUUCUCAGUUCUAGUCAAAGUUGACCCCAAACCUGUCCAACACUAGUUAAAAACAUUAAAAAUGACACAAAAUUGAUCCAAGACGACCCCAAAAGCUGUCAGAAAAAAACUAAAUUGAGCCAUUUUAAAGUUUGAAAAUGUGGUCAAACAGUCAAACUUCUGAUGUCCACAUUUCCUACAUUUUUGGGAAAUUUUUGAACAUUUUUUGGUGGAAAAAAGAAAUUUAAAAAAUGUUUCUUAAGAACAUUUGUUCUUAAAGAAAAUAUUAGAAGUUUUACUGAUAUAAUGUAAUCAAUUUAGAUAUUUGUAAGAUUUUGUUUUUUGGAAGCAUGAAUGAUUUUUUUAAUCAUUUUUUGGAAAAAUUUCCAAGAAUUUUGUUGCCAAAUUUGAGGGAAUUUUUAAGGGAAACUUUUAAGGAAUUAUUGGAAUUUUCUUCCUGAAAGUUUUGCAAAUUUUCAGAAACUUGGGGAUUUUUUUGCUGAAUUUUUGGAUUUUUUUCAGACAAGGAAACAAUAUUUUUGGUGCCUGUAAAUGAAGACAACAGGAGGAUUAAUAUAAUAAAUCAAAACUGUUAGAUUUUAAUUUCACAUCAGAACAAACUGUGUUGUACUUAGAAGUAAUCUGAUUACUUUAAGGUGUAAUAGUUUUUGAAUUAUUUGACAUUUCAGUGAUGUUGCUCUAGUUUGCUUUUCUGCAUGUCAGUAAUUUAAAAUGAUUUAAACUGUCCUGUAAUGUGAAGUUUUAUCUGUUUUACACCAGAACACUUUGUUGUGUCAUAAAUCUGUUUUGUGGCUCCUAGUGUUGAAUUAAAGGUUGGUUUGUUCACUGCAA